AGAGAUUUUAUCGAUCAUAGAUCUUCCCUACUGAAAAUGAAAUGCGGUUUUCUUUCCACGUGACUUGAGAGUCAGCGAGAGGGACUUUCCCCUAUUUACUUCCGCUAUGCAACUUUGUAAAUUUCGUUUGCAAAGUUUCGUCGGGUGAAAACGAAGUACUGACUGCAUUAAGAAGGUAGCUACAGCGAGCACCACAACAAUUUACGAACUAGAAAGAUCGUUUAGUUGUUUUGAUUCCUCAAGAGAUAUGGCUGAAACUUUAGCCCUUUUGAUUGGACCAAGUUAUCCAGCAGAUUUGCCAACCUACUGUGGCCCCUUGCAAGGUGUAGCAAAUGAUCUAAAGUUGAUGAAAGACAUGCUCUGUGAGAAUGGAUUCCAACCAGAAAACAUUAAGGUCCUUGAAGGCCUGCUGGCAUCACGGGCAAGCAUCCUAGCUUCCUUAGAAGAAUUGUCUGUAAGGGCACAAAAAGGUUCAGUGGUGGUUGUUUAUUAUUCUGGCCAUGGCCAUAGCUUUGAUGUUGAACAAGCUGGCUAUUUUGAUGAAGGCUUGAUUCCUGGAGACUUAACAAGAGAAAUGGUUGAUGAAUACCACAUCCUUGAUACUUGUAUAACAGGUGAACAUUUCAAUCCUCACCUGUCCAAGUUGAUUAACAAGGGGGCACUUGUCAAUGUUAUCUUUGAUUGCUGUUUUUCUGGCCGUAUGUACAGAGGUAAUUCAGAGGUGAAAAACACCUACACAGGCAUAAAACAGAUGCAUCUUUCUCCAUUUCAGGAGACACAGCCAGCCAAUCCAGCAAGUGCACCUGUGGCUCUACCCUACCCAGUCAGUGAGUUUUGGACUCCAGCUUUAAAGUCAGAAGGAUGGUCACCACAUGAGAAUGACAAUUUCAUUUUCAUGGGAGCCUGUGCAACAAAUGAAAAAGCCUAUGAGUUUAUGGAUCAUGAACUUGGUGAAAUCCAUGGAAUGUUUACUUCUGCACUGGUAGCAGUUAUCAAAGAGUCUCCACCAGGACAAAGACUCUCCUACAAUAUGCUCAAAAGUCUUGUAAGACAAAGGAUGGCUGACAAGAAGCAACAUCAGACUCCACAAUUUGAGGGGGGAAACAUGAAUUUGAUUCUGUUCAGCUUUGACAAAGCACCUCCACCUCCCAUAUCAUUUGAAGUGAAGGAAGUUCAUGACAAGAGAGAGUUUACAUACAGAAUCACACUCAAUGCUGGAUUUCUACAGGGUGUUGUUGAAGGAGUGUAUUACAUUUAUGAUACUAGACUGACAGAUGAAAAUCAAAUGGAGGAUUUCCGCGUGGCAACUGUUAAUGUCAGUCAUGAAAACAUCCAUGCAAUUGAGUCAACUGCUGAAGUGGAAAUUAACUCUAUCUUUCAUGAAUGCAAAGUCAAAGUGGGAUACAAAGCUCGCCUGGCCAAGCUAGGAAGUAUGUUCUAUCCCAUUUGCAUCAUUGCUACAGAGCUUGAAGAGAAAUAUAUUUGGGAAUUGAAACUGGCAAUAUUAAUGGACAACCUGCAGAUGUUCAGCUUAAGAGAACAAGACACACCCGAAUGUGUCAAGAUGGACGUGGUAACAAUCGAAGAGAGAAAAUGUUGGCGUGCCAUUUACAAAGGAAGGAUGAUUGCACCGGAUCAACGGGUUGAGGAUGGUCACCUCAUGAUAAAAAAUCUUUGCAAGUGUUUUCGUGUCAAGUUUGGGACCCGGCUCAGGGAUCCCGAUCACAACAUGCUGAGGAAUGUUAGCCUCAAGCUGUUCAAAGUGGAGAACGUGCCUUCCUACAAGAAAAAUCUGGAUAAGAAGAAGGAGUUGAAAGCUCAGGCUGUUCAAACUGCGGAAGUUUAUGAAGGGCACCCAGAGGAUUAUGUUCCAAAUUUUGGAGCCCACAAAGUCGAGCUUGCACCCAACUCGGGUUUUCGUAGAAAGUACGAUGUUGUAGAUUCUUCAGGUGACGCGGUUGUGAUUCAGAUCACCAAUAACGAGGAAUUUCCAAUUCACGUUUGUUUGAUUUCCUACCAGUCCGAUGGCUCCAUUGUUGCCUUGUAUCCGGCAGCGAAAAAGGGUCUCACCUCUGUGCUCAGGCCUGGUGAGUCAGUAACAGAGAUCAGGCGCGUUUUUCUCCAGCCUGAGACAGUCCGUCUCAUGGAAGAGCCCAAUGUUGAAUUAACAAGACCUGACGGAUGUAAUGACAUCAUUAUGUUGUAUGCCACCACUGCCGAGGCUGAUUAUCUGCCUCUGUUCCAGACUUCUAUAGAGCUCAGUCCUUAUUUGAGCACUAGAGGGAUUGACACACCCGACGGAUUAGGACUUUUCACCGUCGCCAGAUUUCGAGACGCUUUGGACUCCGAGCCUCGUAGCCGGGACGUUGCGCGCGAAGACGUGAGGUGGAUUACUAUAAAGCGAGAGUUCAGGGUGAUAUACCAUCCAGAACAAACCUUUGAGAAAAUCGACCCUCUCGAGGAGUAAAAGGAGCAAAGCAGGAACUAGGAAUGUUGUUCUAUAUUCCUUUUUUGAAUCUCUUCUUUUUUGUGCUGUUGUUUUUAUUUUAAUCUCCUAACAAAGGUUUAUUCCUGACAUUGACUGCAAUUUAACAGAUCUAAAUAUGAACAUUUAAAUUUUAAAGCAUUUAAGAGGGAUACGCGACCACUAAUCCUUUCACGCUCUGGUGUAACUCAAGUUUUUGGAAAAAAAAAAAAAACUUUUUGUGGUUGUCUUUUCUCUAAAGUUUUUCUUUGAGAACAGUGGAGCCUUAAGAAUAAUAUCGUUUUGCCUAAAAGUCGAAAAAAACCCGCAGAACUGCAUGAGCUAAUUUUGUUUUUAUCAAGAGCAUUAGUUUGAUUUUCUCUCUGUUAGAGGAACGGUAAUAAGGGUAAUCCCUUUCGCAACCGUUUUUUGCUCUCGUCACGCAUUGUUUUUCAUUUUCAUUUAAAGAUAGAAAACUGACAUGAUACUUUAAGUUACGGCUUCAUUCUCAAAGAAUAGAAAGGAAUUAAUUUA
Molecule: messenger RNA, 2998 nt
Organism: Pocillopora verrucosa
Lineage: Eukaryota; Metazoa; Cnidaria; Anthozoa; Scleractinia; Pocilloporidae
Source: RefSeq, a predicted model, not a curated record